This is a messenger RNA of Menidia menidia (Atlantic silverside), 582 nucleotides long. NCBI's taxonomy places the organism in Eukaryota, Metazoa, Chordata, Actinopteri, Atheriniformes, Atherinopsidae. The record is from the annotation of a GenBank genome assembly.
AUGGAGCUUCUUGGGGUUUCAUCUGCCCAGAGUCUACAGUGUCUGUCUGCCUUACUAUCCACUCAGCAGGAGGAAGAGGAGGAUGGAAACUGUGAAAAUGUUUCAGUGUGUGCACAGCUGGGUCCUGGACAUAUUGGCCCCCAACCCAAAAAAGUUAAAGAAACAUCGAGCGCUUAUAUGAAGAAGAACAGUAAAGACAUCUGGAGUGAGGAAGAGGUGGCUGAGGGUGCCCACUUUGAAGAUUUGGCUGACCCGCGCCCACAGCCUGAGUACGAAAUUAUCCUGAAACAGAGUGUGGGAACAGAGGAUCUGUUUCUGGGUUUAAGCAGAAAGGACCCUUCAUCUAUGUGCUGUGAAGCAAUGCUGGUGAAAAUCAAACUGCCCGACACCAAAGCAACAGAUGUAAUCCUUGAUGUAAAAGAGAAGUUCCUUGAUCUGCGGACGCCAAAGUAUAAACUGGGCCUCCAUCUGCCCCACCCCAUCCACAGUCAGGAGGGCAGGGCUCAGUUUUUCAGCAGCAGGGGGGAACUGGAGGUGACUCUUCUGAUGAAACGCCCCAUGGACUUCAUCAACAUGCAGUAG